Funneliformis geosporum is the source of this 399-nucleotide messenger RNA. Lineage: Eukaryota; Fungi; Glomeromycota; Glomeromycetes; Glomerales; Glomeraceae. The record is from the annotation of a GenBank genome assembly.
AUGGAGUUUGGAGAAAUAAAAGAACUAUUACUUAACGAACUAACCAAAGAACAAAAAUAUUUGCUGAAUACUAAACAAGCCGGAGAAGCUUGGGAACUUUUGACUAAUUUAACCAAUAAUUCGGUUAGUUUGAUAUUCUUGGAUCCGCAAUACGAACCGGAGAAUGUUUUAUCGCCUAAUAAAAGAAAGCAUCCUCAUCAAAAACCCAAAGAGUUAAUCGAAGCCCUAAUUUUGGCAACUACUAAUGAAGGAGAUUUAGUGGUUGAUCCUUGUGCAGGAAGUUUUAUUGUGUUAGAAAUUUGUCAAGAAUUAGGGAGAAAUUAUUUAGGAGUUGAUUUGACUUAUAAGGAAAUGAAGGAAUUUUUAAGCAAUAAACCAGAUAAAGUUAAUGAAAUCUAA